This is a messenger RNA of Paramormyrops kingsleyae, 2860 nucleotides long. RefSeq names its product serine/threonine kinase 17a like (gene stk17al). Gene Ontology annotation, biological process: positive regulation of apoptotic process; intracellular signal transduction; protein phosphorylation. The record is from RefSeq and is a predicted model, not a curated record. Gene Ontology annotation, molecular function: ATP binding; protein serine/threonine kinase activity. Gene Ontology annotation, cellular component: nucleus. Lineage: Eukaryota; Metazoa; Chordata; Actinopteri; Osteoglossiformes; Mormyridae.
UAAAAAGGACUGGUUCGGCCAAGUGGCUUUUGUGUUUGCAAAGUGCGCUUCUCUCAAACCGACUUUUGCCACUUCAAACAGGAGCGUUUCUUUUCCAGAUCGCAGUUCUGCUGCAGAGUUUUAAUACUAACCUUUGUUUCGUUUUAAGUUUUUUUCCAUAUCUGACUUUCUCCGAAGUUCGGUUCGUAAUAAUACUUUGCGAGUUAACCUCAUUUAUAAAGACAGCUGCUUAACGGUUAUAGUUAAGUUUUUUUCACUGUUAACUAUAGUAUAUAUUACUUGUUUCUUUUUUUUGGUGUUGAUCUGGAUUUAUUUUAGAUCUUCUGCGUGUUUUCUUGCACAUUCAUUGUCUGGUUAUGAACGAGACUUGAAUGGUUUGACAGCGAAAGCCUCUCAUAUAGGGAAAGAUCUUACUGUUUUCCCUGUUGACGGACUGAAAUCCAACUUUAAUGAUGAUGAACAAGAGUGGAAUGGUGUCUAAAAUCCAGACACGAAUAAGGACUGAGCCUUUCAAAAACUAUUAUGACCUGGUCGGAAGAGAACUGGGCAGGGGCAAGUUUGCAGUGGUGAAGAAGUGUGUAGAGAAGUCUACGGGAAAGGAACACGCGGCAAAGUUCCUGCGGAAGAGACGGAAGGGGCAGGACUGUCGCAUGGACAUCAUCAACGAGAUCGCCGUGCUGGAGUCGGCCGCGGCGAACCCAUUCGUAGUGUCCCUGCAUGAGGUGUAUGAGACCACGUCGGAGAUUGUCCUGGUGCUCGAAUGUGCUGCAGGCGGGGAGAUCUUCAGCCAGUGUGUGGGGGAGAACGAUGAAGCGUUCACGGAGGAGGAUGUCAUCCGACUGGCCAGGCAGAUCCUGAAGGGCGUGGCUGGGCUCCACCUCAGCAACGUCGUCCACUUGGACCUGAAGCCUCAGAACAUCUUGCUGACCAGCUCUUGUCCGUUGGGAGACAUCCGCAUCGUGGACUUUGGUCUUUCCCGGCACGUGGACAGUGCAGAUGUGCGGGAGAUUUUGGGUACGCCGGAGUACGUGGCUCCAGAAAUCUUGAACUACGAGCCAAUCAGUACAGCGACUGAUAUGUGGAGCAUCGGUGUCCUGACCUAUGUCAUGCUGACGGGUGUGUCCCCUUUCCUGGGCGACGAAAAGCAGGAAACCUUCCUCAACAUCUCUCAGGUCAACAUAGAAUAUCCUCAGGACAUUUUCCAGGGUAUUUCCUCCCUGGCCGUGGACUUCAUGAAGAGCCUGCUCAUCAAGGACCCCAGGCAACGAGCCUCCGCUGAGGACUGUCUGAAGCACCCGUGGCUCAAUGGUCACUCCAGCCCCCUGCCGCACCUACGCACCAGCCUGCUGUCCGAGAACAGCCAGUCUGAGUCGGAGCCGGAGAGCCCCUCGCCGGAGCUGCUCAUUGUGGCGGCCUACAGCACGUGUUCGGGCCAGAGCGAGAUGAAGGUGGCGAGGGGUCCGUUCCCCUUUGACGAGCCCUUCCCCACGCGUGCCAAGAUCAAGCAGGAGCUGAUCUGCUGAGCCGCUGGCGGGGAUGAGCGGACUUGGAGAACCUUGUGGAGAGCCGUUGGGGCUGCUCUGAAGCACUUUGAGAAGCUGUAUGUGUGUCUGUGAGCCCAGCAUGUGGAUGACGUUGGAUGUUGUGGCUGUGGGUGUCCACCGUUUGUCCCUACACCGCCAUCCAUCUACCCUCAAUCCUGGAACUUCUAACCAAAGCUGACUUGGGUACCCCCCCCCCCCCCCCCCCCCCCACUCCCAUUAAGACCUUUCCUAUCCCCACACGACUGAGCAGAUGUUCAAGGAAAGGCUGCUUCCUUUUCCGUGAAAGUUACUCAUCCCCAAGGGUGGAGAGAACCCGCCAAGCCCAUGAGAAUCUCAUUGUCUCGCCCACAGCUAAACAUCUAAGGAAUGUCUGAAGUAGUCUCCCAGCUGUUCCUUUGGACCUGUCUGGCUAGUCGCAGGCCUGGUGGACAUCCACACUCCUGCUGAAGGGCUGGAGAAGGUCCACUGUUCCCUGAAAUCCUGUCACUGAGGCACAAUCUUCAUGGAUACUGACAUUUUGUCAAAUGACUUUACUAGCCUGUGUGGCUGACCCUUGAAUACUCCUUGAAUAUUUGUUUGUCUUCAAGCCUCUCCUAAGACUUUGAGGGACUUUUAAGCACUUUUUGUUCCCCAUUGGACAGCUUUCAAGGCACUGCCGACGGUCCAACUGUGAAUUGAGCAUGCACACGUCUGUGUUGGUUAAUUCACAUGUAUGUGAUCCCUGCCUGAACUUGUUUUCAAUGACAUUCCACCAAACGCCAAAUACGCAUUCUCAUUUAUGUUGAACAAGCCUAGCUUUUCCGCUUAAUGUUGCACUUUUUGUCCAUUUUCCUCUUGAAUAUGUUCUGAUUUGUUCUCACUUUUUUUUUUCUUCUCCUAAAAGCUACAUCAACUGAUCCUAUGUAGUAGAUGUAUUUUGGGCAGAAGAUCACUGAAAUCAAGCUGCAUCUCACAAAUACAGGGCAGAGAAUUGAUCCUUUGAAACUUUUGAAGGUCUGUUUAGGGAGUUAAAUGGCAUCACCUGUUCGAAUUCCUGUUUAUUUUUGGGGAAUAUUUUGUCGUAACUUUUUUCUUUUUUUGUUUGAAUUUGCUCUGUAAAAAGAAAAAAAAAUAUUUUUCUACUGUCAGUUUGUUUUUAUAUUUGUAAUGUAAAUGAUUUUCUUAUUUUUACCUUAUUUGUACUGUAAUGACUUAAUUUCUGGCAGGUUUUUUGUUUAGUCUGUUAGAUCAGUGUUUAUUAUUAUUAUUAUUAUUAUUUACUAUUGAUUGUUAUGCUAAAUUGUAUCAAGGAAAUAAAAAUGUACAUUUUGUAUCAA